This is a messenger RNA of Amaranthus tricolor (Joseph's coat), 3225 nucleotides long. Its product is annotated as inositol-pentakisphosphate 2-kinase-like. The transcript has 8 exons. Gene Ontology annotation, cellular component: nucleus. Gene Ontology annotation, biological process: inositol phosphate biosynthetic process. The record is from RefSeq and is a predicted model, not a curated record. Lineage: Eukaryota; Viridiplantae; Streptophyta; Magnoliopsida; Caryophyllales; Amaranthaceae. The coding region runs from base 550 to 1980 and encodes 476 amino acids. Gene Ontology annotation, molecular function: inositol-1,3,4,5,6-pentakisphosphate 2-kinase activity; ATP binding.
AUCUGCAUAAUAAUGAAAAUUAAACCACAAAAGUCAGGGGGAAAAGGGGGUACAAAAUCAAAGAUAAACAAGAUCCAUCAAAGUGAUUACAUUGCCUGACGAUUGAGAAACCAAAUAGAAUUUUUUAGGGAAAUUGAAGAUUUUAAAGCAAUACCUUUUGUUUCAGAGGAAAGUUGAGUUAUGGGAAAUAACUCACAAGUUUUUAGGGCUAUAUAUAAGAGUAAAACUUGUGUCAAUUGGAGGUUAUGGUCUUUACUUUCUCUCUCUUUCUUCUUUGACUCUUCCUUCUACUUUCUCUCUCUUCCUCUUUCUCCUUCUCUUCCUGGUAUAUCUUUUCUUAUAGGAGUAUAUGUUCAAUCUUCAACGAAACAGAAAACUUGUGAAGUUGGUUUGGUGAGAAUCACUCAAGGUUCAAUUGGCAUAUAGAAUGAUUGGGGAUGCAAACUUUUUUAGUUGUUUCGUGGAGGAGCUAUCGUUUUUUCUGCUCUUCCACUUUUGGUCGAUUGAAGGAAUCGAAAUCCAUCCCUACUCAAUCAUUAGAAAUCGGGAAUGUCCUCCUUGCAGCACAUAUCACUAAAGCUUUGUCUCAAUCUGGAACGCAAAGUCUUGACGCUGACUUCAUACCUGUUUCUGAGAGUCUUGUUCUCCAUGUCCUUAGAAAAAACUCCCUUGACCCAGCAAAAAAGAUUGAUUUCUUCAACUGGUGCACUGAAAAAAAAGAUGGGGAAAAUAAUACGGGUGCAGAAGGUAGCAAAGAAUGGUUCCAAGUAUGAAGCUGCACGUUUGGUUUUGUCCAAGCAUGAGUGUACUUUAUGGAAAGAUGCUGAACCUAUUGUUUCGUCACCAAACAAGGAGAUUGCUGGUCAGCUGUAUGUGCAGUGUGUGAUGAUCCCAUUGUUAGGAUCUGAAUUUGUUGAUCCUGGGGUUAGAGUUCUUGUAUCAAGGGAAUUUUUGGAAUCAGUUGAAAGAAAUGUUCUCUCCCAGCGCCCUGGCUGGAGAGUUAAUGCAGCUAAAGUUGAUUGUUUUGCUGAUUCUGUGCUGUUUAUGUCCGAUCAUUCAAUAUUUCCCAGUAGCACAUCUAAAGGAGCACCAUGCAUAACUGUGGAAAUUAAGCCUAAGUGUGGAUUUACUCCAUCGUCAAGCUAUAUAGCUGAUAGAAAUGCAAUCAAGAAGAACGUGACUCGUUUUAGAAUGCAUCAAGUCCUCAAACUGCAACAACACCAAAUACAGCAGUUGAGCGAAUAUGAUCCAUUGGAUUUGUUCUCCGGAUCAAGGGAACGAAUACACAAAGCUAUCAAGGCUCUUUUUGCAAAUCCACAGAAUAAUCUGCGUGUUUUUUUAAAUGGUUCCCUUAUAUAUGGGGGUUUAGGAGGGGGAAACAACGGGACAAAUUUCGCCAAAGCUGAAGCAUUUGACGAUUACCUUUACUCUUUCAUUCACGACAAAAAUGAUUCGCGUACAAGCAGUUUUGUGUAUCUUAUAGGAGAGGCCAUAAUUAAAUUAGGCGUACUUGAUAGGCUAUUAGACGUCCAAAAGCUCGACAGAUUAGAUGUGGAAGGGGCAAUUCAUGCUUAUUAUGAUAUUGUUUCCCAGCCCUGCAAAAUAUGUACAAAAUCCAGUGAAUACCGGCAAUUAGGCAAAUAUAACUCUCUUCAUUCUAUUCCUUUAGAAGAAAGUGUGAAUAUUGUAAGAGACUACUUGAUAGCUGCUACAGCCAAGGACUGUAGCCUAAUGAUCAGUUUCCGGCCAAGGGAAGACGAUGAUCCUGAAUCCCAUUAUAGAAGCAUAUACCUAGACUCGAGAAAGCAACGAUUCGAUGUCAAGGCAUCUUUCAUUGAUCUUGAUAUGAAACCCUUAAACAAAAUGGAAUUUUAUUAUGAGCUGGAUCAGAAGAUAGUAGACUGCUACAAGCAGAUGGCCAAAGUAGAGCUUGUCGCUGCAAAAAAGGCGACAAUUCAAGGGUAUGAAACUGGAUAUUGAGAUAACCACUUGAACACUUUUGCUUGGUAGGGUCUGUGGAGGAUUGCACAAUUUUGCCUCCUAAGCCUGAAAAUGUUGUUACUUGAAGCUGCUGCAUCGUUGUUCAAUGUUUAAGAAAGUGUUAAUCUUAGGUAUGCUCGUAAUCAUAGUUUAGAUUAUGCUUUUUAUGAUGCUGCUCGUGCGUAUGUAUAUGUGCUACCUGUGAGUUAAUUGUCAUUCAUGGUAGCUCAACGACACUUGAGCCGAUGUUGCUGUAUUUUAUGUACAUUUCUGUAUAACAUGUAACAUGUACUCUUCGAUACCCUCUUUAGUUUCAUCUGCUUAACUUCGGUGCUAGUGUCCGUGAUUACAUCUAUGUUUGACCCAAAAAUUUCUGUGGCUUGUGAUUACAUGAUUUUUUAUCCUCCUAUGUUGGUUUAUCAUGCUUCGAUGUGGCAAACGAACAUUUACCGAUGUUUUCAUCCGACUGAUGUGGGGAUGCAUUUGUCAAGUAUGUUUUGUUAUUUGAAAUCUAAGUAAUGUUAUUGGUAGUUUUUCAAUGCUUUCUUUUUUGGAAUUUUGUUAACAUAUUGAAAUUGACCUUGAUACACUGAGAUUUAGUGGAUACUUGAUGAUUAACAUCUCAGCAGUGCAAACCAACCUUUCUUUUUAUAGCAAGUAAUAAACUUAGCCUGCUUUCUAAUGUACAAUUAGAGAGUUGGACAGCUUUCACUAAAGAAGCUUUAUUAGUGUACGGCAAGUAAGCAUGCAUGCUUCUUAGUUUUUAGUUUCUUAGUUCCUAUGUUUAGGAAGUAGGGAGUAGUAAUGCGGAAUGUAUGACCUAUGUUACCUUGACGUAGAUUUAAGUGUCGGUAAUUGACAUUUGCUCGAGAACUGAACUCGUUUAGGGGAAUUGUUUGAAAUUUGGACAUGGACACGAAUACGAUUAAAUUUCAAUUAUAUUAUUUUAUUAAGGUAGACAUGUUCGAGUAUAAAGGUUCUAAUCGCUUGUUUUGUAUCCUUAUUGUGUCCCCUCAAUGUGAGCACAACUACAAUAUAUCAGUUAGAAGUUUGAUGUGAAGAUACAAUGAUGUAAUUAUAAAAUUUUGCAUCACUUUGCUGCCCUUGAGUGGUUCCACUUAGGCGGGAUUUGCAAGGACUGGAUGUACGUAAUCUUACUCUUAUCGGUGAUAAAGUUGUUUCACAUAAAUAAAAAUGCACAUGAUUUGAUAAGUCAUUUUAGGGUCAAUUUGAUGGUUGCUGGUU